Molecule: messenger RNA, 2241 nt
Organism: Menidia menidia (Atlantic silverside)
Lineage: Eukaryota; Metazoa; Chordata; Actinopteri; Atheriniformes; Atherinopsidae
Source: the annotation of a GenBank genome assembly
CAGGGUUAACAUCUCGACUGGACUGUAAGCGUCAAGUGUGUCCCCAUAAGCCGCUACCGCCGCCGCUCCUCCACACACAGCACCGUGGCCGGCGGGAGGCGGCCUUCUGCCCGGGUCUUUUCGCCGCUUCUUCCUCCGCUCUUUGACUUUUUUUUCUUUUUUUCGGGCUUUCGACUGCAUGUUCGGCCACACUGCCUCCCUCUGCGUCUUCACUUCGGCCCCGCCGCAGCCCCGGCGAGCAUGGACAGUCGGGUCCUCGAGCAGCAUCCUCACGCCCAGUUCGGAGGCUCCUUGGGCGGGCUAGUGGGCUUCCCGUACCCGCUCGGUCCCCAUCACCACCACCACCACCAUCACCAGCACGUCUACGAGCUCGCGAGCGGACACCAGCUGCAGUCCGCGGCCGCGGUUCCUUUCUCUAUAGACGGAUUACUAAACGGCUCCUGCUCGGCCUCGGUGGUCAGCUCCAACCAGCUUCUGUCCGCCGACAGUCCGCAUUUCAAACUCUCAGAUUCGGGGGACCCGGAUAAGGACAGUCCCGGUUGCAAACGGAGACGCACGAGGACGAAUUUCACCGGCUGGCAGCUGGAGGAGCUGGAAAAAGCCUUCAACGAGAGCCACUACCCGGACGUGUUCAUGCGGGAGGCGCUCGCGCUCAGGCUGGACCUCGUGGAAUCGAGAGUUCAGGUGUGGUUCCAAAACAGACGGGCUAAAUGGAGGAAGAAGGAGAACACAAAGAAAGGGCCGGGGCGGCCCGCUCACAACUCCCACCCCACAACCUGCAGCGGCGAGCCCAUGGACCCCGAGGAGAUCGCACGCCGGGAGCGCGAGCGGGCCGAGAAGAAGAAACGCAAGCAGGAGAGGAAGCUGCUGAAGUCACAGAACAAACUCCUGGCAGGUGAGAGCUUCCACACGCCCGGAGGCUCAGAGAGCGACAGCGGCGUGUCGCAGUUCACCGACAGCGAGCAGCAGCCCUCCAGCAUCAGCGGGACUAUUCACAUCGAGCUGCCGGCCUCAAAAGGAGCGGGGGGACUCCAGAGCGAAUCCAGCUGUGACCAAACGCGACAUGACUUCGGCCAUCUACAGAGCCACCAAAACCAAAGAACGGCGGGAGAGCCGGAGCAGGUCUCUCCAGGCAGCACCCACAGCUCCAGCCCCGGAGGCCCGAGGUCCUCCGCCCUGCAGAAGCGAAACCCCUUCAGCGUGGAGAGCCUCCUCUCCGACUCUAUGCCUCGGCGGAAAUCACAGCUGGACUUCCCCUCGCUGUCCAAUCAGAGAACACUGGUGGGUAAAGGCCAUUUCCUGCUUUACCCCAUUGCCCAUCAGCCUUUGGGCUUCCUGGUGCCCCAAACAGCCCUGAAGGCCACACCCUGUCAGGACAACAUUAACAGACUGGGCCUGGGACAGAGAUGCGGGACGGCCGAAGGCACGCCGGCCUCCUCUGACCUCUCCGGCCUCACCGGCGCCGCCAACCCUUUGAACUCUGAGAGCGUGGAGCGUAACGCGCAGCAUCGCCACAGUCACUCCGGCAGCAGAGCAGAGGGAGGUGACACGGAGGAGUGUGGCGGUGACUGCAGCAACGCAAGGUUCCCCGGCUCUCCUCCACCCAACACUGUGGCUCAGACAGCUUUUUCCAGGCUGAGCUCCGCCGACACGAGCGAGGAGAGGAGUCUCAAAGUUCAAACGGAGGCCUCGGCCAAUGGCUGUCAAUCUGUUGAGCCUUGUGCAAAAGACACUGGUGCGAGAGAGGAGCGAGCGUCUCCAGACCUCUCCGAGCGUCUCAAGACAAACACAGACUGUCAAGAAACACCCGCAACAGAUGGAGAGGAUCUCGAUAUGGACUAACACUUUCAAGAAAGCAAACAUAAACAGAGGACCAGGAACAACGCUCAGAUUAUUCAAACAUUCCCAAAGCUCUAAAGAAACUCUAAAGCAUAUCAGGAAUCAGGAGACUUAAUCCUCAUCUUUUUCUUUCUCUUUUUUAUCUUAAGGUGUGAUGGCUCCACAUGGCUCCUUAAAGCUGGGGGUUUCCCUGAUAUCCAGGCUUUAGGCCUUUUGUAAACCUGUGAACACCUUUAGCAGCAGGUCUCUCCUUUCUCUUCUUUUUUUCUGGCGAGCAACUUGUAACAAAACCUAGUCGACAAUAAACACCCUAAACACAACAGAAAUCCUCAGAUAUUGUAAAAGGAGAAAAUGAUAUUUAUAUGUUAACAUUUUGAUAAAUAAAGUUAUUGUUUAAAUUGA